CGCUGCCGCUUCCGGUUCCGGUAGCGACUUGUAACGUUCUGUCUCAGGCGCUGGCCAUGGCAGGCAGCCGGUUGGAGACCGUGGGGAGCAUAUUUUCGCGGACUCGGGACCUGAUUCGGGCUGGGGUGUUGAAGGAGAAGCCCCUCUGGUAUGACAUAUAUAUUGCUUUUCCCCCGCUGAGGGAGCCGGUCUUCCGAAGGCCCCGCUUGCGGUAUGGCAAAGCCAAAUCUCCCAUCCAGGACAUCUGGUACCACGAGGAUCGGAUCAGAGCGAAAUUUUAUUCAGCCUAUGGAUCUGGUCAAAAGGCUUUUGAUCUGUUCAAUCCAAACUUCAAGUCUGUCUGUCAACGGUUUGUGGAGAAGUACAUUGAGCUGCAGAAACUUGGAGAAACAGAUGAGGAAAAAUUAUUUGUGGAAACAGGGAAAGCUUUAUUGGCAGAAGGUGUCAUUUUAAGACGUGUAGGAGAAGCAAAGACUCAACAGGCAGGUAGUCACGUUUCCUGGAAAUCUGAAAACAUGAGUGUCAGACCCCAAACUGAGUUGGAAGAAAACCAGCCUAAGAAAGAGGUUCCGCAGGACCAGCAUUUGGAGGCAUCUGAAGAACAGACAAAAGGUCUCUCUCCUCCCUGAAGACUUGUGUACUGUGUAUACUGACAUCCACACUCUGCUCACUAACUGAAUGUUGAACUAUUUUUAACAGUUGAACUGUGUAAAUGUUUCUUGAUCUCUAAGGCACUGUUUGCCUUCUCUUAGUUCUCAUUUCUGGGUUGUCAUAAAACUCAGUAUCAUAGUUUGACAGAAGCAGUUAUGUGAACUUUUAUGUUAGGACAUUACUAAAUAAAGAAUUCCCUAGCUGCUUAUAAAGUAAAUUUACUUUGAAAUUGUAAAUAACAUGAGGAAACCUUUAUAAAGAGUGUUUGAAGGGGACUCA
Carlito syrichta (Philippine tarsier) is the source of this 930-nucleotide messenger RNA. It is a transcript of the gene MRPS23, whose product is annotated as mitochondrial ribosomal protein S23. The record is from RefSeq and is a predicted model, not a curated record. Gene Ontology annotation, biological process: translation. Lineage: Eukaryota; Metazoa; Chordata; Mammalia; Primates; Tarsiidae. The coding region runs from base 57 to 629 and encodes 190 amino acids. Gene Ontology annotation, cellular component: mitochondrion; ribosome. Gene Ontology annotation, molecular function: structural constituent of ribosome. The transcript has 6 exons.